Daphnia carinata is the source of this 951-nucleotide messenger RNA. Its product is annotated as heme transporter hrg-1-like. The coding region runs from base 253 to 720 and encodes 155 amino acids. Gene Ontology annotation, biological process: heme transport. The record is from RefSeq and is a predicted model, not a curated record. Gene Ontology annotation, cellular component: plasma membrane; lysosomal membrane. The transcript is spliced from 5 exons. NCBI's taxonomy places the organism in Eukaryota, Metazoa, Arthropoda, Branchiopoda, Diplostraca, Daphniidae. Gene Ontology annotation, molecular function: heme binding; heme transmembrane transporter activity.
GAGACUCGAAUAUCAAACACCAUUCCCCACAUGCACAAAACGUAAACAACGAGGCUGACAACAGAGUCGAUAAAAAGAAAAACUCCCCUGUUCGUAAACAACCGAAGGACACGUGCUUAGCAGCGAAUAAAAUAUUUUUAGUUGAGCGAUGCAGUGACAACCAAGUAUUUUGGUUUGACCUUCCCUAAAAAUUUCUUGACAAAAGUUUUCAUUCUGUUACUGUGUAGAGAAGUUAGCUGGCAACAAAAAAACAUGGGUUGCUGUGAAAAUAGAGAUCGUUGUUGCUCUAUUUGGCGAAUUGUUCAGUCUUCACUUGGAAUAUUUAUUGGCAUUUCAACUGCCUUUGUUUUUUAUCACAGUUAUCAUAAUGCACAAGCAGCUGGUUGGGCUCUGGCGUCAGGUGUAUUUGCUGCUGCUGCCUUACAUUUAGCAAUUUUGAUGCACAGGAAAACGAUAAAGAGUUGGUACUCUAUUUUACAUUUAAGAAGCAUUCAGUUGCUGGCAUUUUUGGUGACUGAUAUCUGUGUGGCUGCCUUUGUUUGGUACCUUUUUUAUGCUGCAUACUACAAAAUUCCCAUGGUUCCAGUUGAUAACAGUGCAAUUGUUACCUCAGUAUGGGUUUUCAUGACAGCUAAAUGGGCAUUUCUCAUUUGGUUAUUUGCCAGACUUGGAAUUAAAGAUGCAGAAUAUGAUUACAUAACUAAUAGUGACGGAUUUUAAUGUUUCUAAUGUCUUGUCUGGUUUAAUCGAUAGACGAUAAUAUAUGAACAAAAUGUCAGUCCAAAUUUUCAUGUAUUGGAGCAUGAUUGAGGUGUAUAUACCAAAGCCCUUACACAUACAGGAGUAAGUAAAAACGAUUCGAAUAAACCAAGUGGAAAGUUUACAAUUUACCAAUAAAGCCAUCUCAAAAAUGUACAAGAUGACUAAUAAAAGUAAAAUGCACUUAGAAAG